AUGGCCGACUUAAACCUCCCCGUAUCCGACGCCACGGUGCGAGUACGUAUGGUGGACACGACUGGGGUGAUGGUGGUGAAUGCCCAAUCGUUCAUCGAGCCCGUGCAAAGGGGCCACGAGUUCCUGAAUCUCUAUGUGGCCGCAUUUCUCAUCGAGCACCCCACAUCUGGGCGCAAGGUCAUGUUCGACCUGGGCGUGCGCAAAGAGUUUUGGAGGCUUCCAGCUGCGCUGCAGAAGCGGCUAGGGUUUGUCAUUCCGGCACUGAGGGUUGAUAAAGACACCACGGAGAUACUGCAGGAGAAGGGCAUCAGAUUAGAUGAGAUCUCGAGCGUCAUAUGGUCGCAUUACCACUGGGACCAUACAGGGUCCAUGGAGCUCUUCCCCAAGUCUACUCAGCUGGUGGUUGGACCUGGUUUCAAGAAGUCUCCGAUCCUUCUGCCUGGCUUUCCCCACAAUCCCGACUCGCCUAUAGAUGCCGCCGCAAUCAAGGACCGGACGUUGACAGAGGUUGGGUUUGAGAAUGGUCUGGAGAUUGGCGGAUUCCGGGCCCACGACUUCUUUGGGGAUGGGUCCUUCUAUCUACUUGACACACCAGGACACUGCCUGGGCCAUAUUUGCGGCCUUGCACGAACAACUGGUGGCCCGGAGAGCACAUUUGUGCUGCUGGGAGGUGACGUAUGUCACUUUCCAGGGGUCUUCCGGCCCAGCCCUCAGCAACCACUUCCAGCGACGAUCCCCAACGGUGUUCUGGACAGCGACACAUACUUCCCAACGCCCUGUCCUUGUUCUCUCUUCGCGGACGUUCACCCGAUGAAGGCAUGCGCCAGCGUGGAUGCUCCAGCCGACCCCCGAGCCUCGCCUUUCUACCUGAUACCGACCAACUCAGCAGCUGCAUACAUAGACCCGGUGGCCUCGCAGGGAUCCGUCGACAAGUUGGUGGCCUUUGACGCCAGUCCCUCGGUCCUGAUCUGCCUGGCUCACGACGAGACUAUGUUGCACAACCUGCCGACGCUCAACGAGAGUCCAACCGACGACUUGAAUGAUUGGCAGAAGCGUGGGUACAAGAAGAAGGUUGCUUGGGGGUGGCUGAACAGCCUCCCGCGCAACGGAAAGCCUGGAAGGGAGAUGGCCAUUCAGGGGUUCUGGCGGGACGGGAAACCGUGGCCUGAGGCGAAAGAGGUGUUGCAAAAGAACGGAGAACAGGCUUCCAAACUUACUCUGUGA
Messenger RNA from Phialemonium atrogriseum, 1224 nucleotides. Its product is annotated as beta-lactamase-like protein. The record is from RefSeq and is a predicted model, not a curated record. The transcript is spliced from 3 exons. NCBI's taxonomy places the organism in Eukaryota, Fungi, Ascomycota, Sordariomycetes, Cephalothecales, Cephalothecaceae. Bases 1 to 1224 code for a protein of 407 amino acids.